GGAGCAAAUAUCGCGAGAAACCUCGAGAGUUAGCGCAGUGUGUCCUCCGCAGCAUCCCCAUCACCUUCCGCUCUACCUCCUGCUUCUGCCAGCACGUUCAGCAUAUCGUGUUUGUAAUACACCGAGUUUAAGGAUCAUCGCCAUGGCUGAUGCUACACUUUCUUUUGCUAAAGACUUUUUGGCCGGUGGUGUCGCAGCGGCUAUUUCCAAAACCGCAGUCGCACCGAUAGAGAGAGUCAAACUGCUGCUGCAGGUACAGCAUGCCAGCAAGCAGAUCAGUGCAGAUAAACAGUACAAAGGUAUUAUCGACUGUAUUGUGAGGAUUCCUAGGGAGCAAGGCUUUGCUUCCUUUUGGCGCGGAAACCUAGCCAACGUCAUUCGCUAUUUCCCCACACAAGCCCUCAACUUUGCCUUCAAGGACAAGUACAAACAGAUAUUCUUGGGUGGCAUUGAUAAGCACACGCAGUUCUGGCGAUACUUCGCCGGCAACUUGGCCUCUGGUGGAGCUGCAGGAGCCACUUCCCUCUGCUUUGUCUACCCCCUGGAUUUUGCUCGUACCCGCUUGGCUGCAGAUGUUGGCAAAGCUGGCAGCAGCAGCAGAGAGUUCACUGGGCUGGCUGACUGCCUGGCCAAAAUCUUUAGGUCAGAUGGGUUGCGGGGUCUGUACCAGGGCUUCAACGUCUCUGUCCAGGGCAUCAUUAUUUACAGGGCCUCCUACUUCGGAGUCUAUGACACUGCUAAAGGCAUGCUUCCCGACCCUAAGAACACCCACAUUAUGGUCAGCUGGAUGAUUGCACAAACUGUGACGGCAGUGGCUGGCGUGGUGUCCUAUCCAUUUGACACUGUGCGGCGUCGCAUGAUGAUGCAGUCUGGGCGCAAAGGAGCGGAUAUUAUGUAUACUGGAACCCUUGACUGCUGGAGAAAGAUUGCUCGUGAUGAGGGUGCAAAAGCGUUCUUCAAAGGGGCUCUCUCUAAUGUAUUCAGAGGAAUGGGGGGCGCUUUUGUGCUCGUGCUUUAUGAUGAAUUCAAGAAGUUUGUUUAAACAAUGUACUAAAUGUACUAAAAGAUGUACUAACUAUGUACUAACAAUGUACUCAAAGAUAAUAGAAUAGCUUUUACCACACAGCUUUGUCAAGCUUUAACCAAACCCUCUCCACUCCGCACAAAUGUGGUCUUGGUAAAAUUGUGUUAGAUGCCAAAAGCAAUUAAUAAUUUUCACUAAUUUUGUUUGUGGCUAUAUUUUAUGUGUAGAAAAUGCUCUGUCAUUUUAUGAUAAAUAACCCUUAUUUUAUCC
Messenger RNA from Sinocyclocheilus anshuiensis, 1294 nucleotides. RefSeq names its product ADP/ATP translocase 1-like. Gene Ontology annotation, cellular component: mitochondrial inner membrane. Bases 143 to 1042 code for a protein of 299 amino acids. Lineage: Eukaryota; Metazoa; Chordata; Actinopteri; Cypriniformes; Cyprinidae. The transcript is spliced from 4 exons. Gene Ontology annotation, molecular function: ATP:ADP antiporter activity. The record is from RefSeq and is a predicted model, not a curated record. Gene Ontology annotation, biological process: negative regulation of mitochondrial outer membrane permeabilization involved in apoptotic signaling pathway; mitochondrial ATP transmembrane transport; mitochondrial ADP transmembrane transport.